AUGCUAAUCAGUACUUCUGCAGAAGCAAUUACAAAGCACCUACGAUCAAAAACGAUAUCCACUGGAGAGGUUUACGAAAUUGCUCAACGAAUUCAAACAGGAAAAUAUGAAUUCUACUUUCCUAAUAGUCACAUAUUUAUAUUAGAGUUGAUAAUUGACAGGUGGAAUGCUUCAAAGGAUGAAAAUUUUAAAAAAGACUGGAAAAUAUGGUCUUUGUUCAUCUCAAUGUGUAAUAAAGUUCAAAAUCCUGAGCAUAAGAAGAAGUUACUAAAGAAUCUGAAGUUUGUAAACUUUUACUUAGAGAGCUUAGAACUACUGGAAGAGGAACAAUAUGAGUUAUUUCCUAAGCCGAUUUUUGAACUUUUAAAGAUCAUGAAUAGUGCUUUAACUAUUCAAAGUACUUCGGAAAAUGCCAUGAAAAUGAUGGGCGGCACUUUAAAUCUUCUUUUAAAGAGCAAUGAUGAGGACAUUGAUUUGCAAGGUUCUCUACUUUCCGAGUUAACAGCAUUGAUUGGUGUACAAAAUUUGAGGGAUAGUAGUUCCAAGAUGACUGCUGCAUAUGUUAACAACUUGUUAUUUCCAUCGUUGAGGUACAUGCACAGAUUCACCUAUCCAUUAGAACACCACAACAUCGACUUUCUAUCGAACAUCAUGGGCAAUUUUCUCUUCAAUGACAUAUCGAAUGCAGUGAAACAUCUUGAGAAGGUUAUAAAUAACGAUAUGCUUUAUACGGAAACGAUGGAAGUUUUAUUUAGUUGCGCUAUCCAACAUUUGUCAAGUUCUGAUAUUGAAGGUCUUGAGCAGAUUUUUAAGUUGCUUGUAAAAGUUGAUCCCAAGGCUUCCUCUGAUUUAUUAAAGUAUCUUGCGUCGUCAAAUAGAACAUUAUCACAGAAGUUUUUAGAGGGUCUGUUCGAAGAUGGCUUCUUGGAAAGAAAUUGGUUUUUGAUGUGCAGUGUUCUGAAUUUAGACAUUGAAAUUGGUAUAAUCAAUACGGACCGUUUGAUAGUCGCUAUAUGUUCAAGUGAACCAAAUCAAAUCAUUUUAGAUACCUGGUCCAAAUUGGUGGCAUGUCAUGUCAACGCUAGGGAAUUUUCAAAAUUCUUAGAUAAAUGGAAACAAUUAUGUGCUAACCGUGAAAACAUAAUUUUACUCAACAAUGACCAAUUUUCCAAAGUAAUCAGUGACCAUGUACCAUCUUUAUCGGUAAGUCAGCUGACAGAAAUCUUAGAUGAACUUGUUAACGAAAUAAUUAGAGAUAAGUCCUGCCAUAUAGUGAAAUGUAUGACAGUGGUGGUGCUAGGUUUAAAAAGGCUAUCCUAUACCAUUUUACAAGAAUUGAGGCUCACAUUGGAAAAAAUAUUUGAGAUUAGCGACAUCCAAAUCUCUGAAUUUUGGAAUUUGAGGUACGAUAUACUAGAAAUCUAUGACGAUAUUACUUCUGAGGAACUUCUCUCUGAAUAUGAUGUCACUAAAUUGUUAAAAAGGACUGAAUCACCUCCAAUUACUUUCUAUUUUAAUUUGUUUAAAUUGCGCGAGCUUAAAGAGUUUGAUAUGAGCUAUGCCGUUAACAGGUUCAUGCAACAGAUUAACAAAUUGGAGGAAUUAAAACCUAUCUUAUUUGAAUCGUUUGCUAGAUGGAGUACAAUUAUUGAUCUCACAUUUGAUAAAUCAAGUAUCGAGGCAUUGGUAAAAUUAUCUCUGAAGCAGGAAAACAUUGAUAUAUACGAUACUAUCUUUCUUUGUGAUGAUAUAUUUGAAGAACAAAAUAUCACCUAUAAUCUGACACGCGAACUUUCAGAAAAUAUUGUUGAAGAAAAGUGCUUGAAAUUACUGCUAAAAGUCCCUGUGCAAUGCAUUAACAAGAAUAUUAGAGUUGCUACUAUAAACAAUAUUGUACAGAAGGAUAUCUUAACAGAAUGUGAUCUCGACUUGAUCUGCCAUUUGCUAUCGAAUCCAACCUUUAAAUCUAAUUUAGAAACAGAUUUUGAUCAGCUUCUAAGAGUGGCUUCUUCUGAUAGCAAACAACAUAACUUAAACCACCGUGUUUUUGAAACCGUAUGGUCAAACCAUGUCAAUAAUAUGAAUGCAGAAGAAUGUAAAUGUUAUGUUCUUAACGGUAUAAAUAACUUAAUGGAAAGAAUGUUGCAUUCUUUUGAUUUUGUUACUUACCGGGUAGCUUUUUAUGCCAUUAGAUCUAGUUCGAAAUCUAUUCCAGAAUUUGCAUCUUUAAGAGAUCUUUAUAUUUCUGGGGUUAUAGAUCAUUUGAAGAAAAGUAAGGUAGAUGGGGAACACAGACAGAUAUCAUGGAUUUUACAGUCUUUGUACUUGCUUUUUAGCUCUAAUAGUGAGUUAAUAAAACAGCAAGAUUUAAUCAAUCUAGAGACUCACCUUUCGAAAUAUAUUAAAAUGACAAAUGAUGUUGAACUUCUGGAGAGUUUUUUCCUGUUUUGUUCAUGUUAUUACGAUAAUUUACUCUUCUUACUAACUCACUAUGUGGUUUUAAGAAGUAUGGCUAUCGAGAAGGCCAAUUUAAUAAAGGGGAUCCAUUUCGCGAUUCAAAAGACUAUAAGCCAUGAUGUAAAGGUAUUCAACUCUACAUUUUUGACCAUUUUAGCUUCAUUUCCUCAAUUUGAUAAUAACCUAACGAAUGGUGUUCUUGAACUUUACGAAUCAUUUAUUAAUACUUUGUCAAAAUCUAAUGUCUAUGGUGUGAAGUUAUUUCGAAAAUCCGUUUCAGCAUUUUACACCUAUUGUGAGAACUUUAUAGGUGAUAAUCCCGAUACGAUUCUAAACAUUUUGAACACCUACAAGAAAUUACUAGGAACGAAUCCAUGGCUAUUUUCUCAAUACACCAUUGAACUGUUGUUUCCCAUGUGUUCCAAGCUGAAUUUUGCAUUGUCUUCAAGAUGCCGUCGUUUUGAUGCUAUAUUUAUAGCAACAACACAAUUAUUGUCAUCAAUAUUAUUAUUCCACCGUUAUAAGCUUUCAAAUCGUCAUCAUGUUGUUAACAGCACUUUAUGUUCAUUACUAGAGGUCAUAUCUAAUAGUAAGAAAUACGAAUUGUCAUAUAGAUCAGCCAAAUAUUUGUCAAGAUUAAUUACCAAUUUCUGCGAACCUUCUAAUAUUUCUAGCAGCAAUACCAGGGGCACGCUAAAUUCUAAAAUUGCGGUUGUUAAGAGAUCAUUAAGAAAAUAUUUGCCGGUCUUACUUCUAAAAUACAUUCAUAUAUCGAUUACCAAUCCGUUUGAAGCUAAUAUCCGUAAAGAAUUAAUUAUGUCUGUCUAUGCCAUAUUUGACGUUUUGUCCCAAGAAGAACUUGUAAUUGUCAAUUCCAAUUUGGACAACGCAGGUAGAACAUAUUUUAAAUCUUUGUAUUCAGAAUACAAGCGGGUCGGUAAAUGGCAUGAGGAUUGA
Messenger RNA from Eremothecium cymbalariae DBVPG#7215, 3414 nucleotides. RefSeq names its product ribosome biogenesis protein URB2 (gene URB2). NCBI's taxonomy places the organism in Eukaryota, Fungi, Ascomycota, Saccharomycetes, Saccharomycetales, Saccharomycetaceae. The transcript has a single exon. The record is from RefSeq and is a predicted model, not a curated record. Gene Ontology annotation, cellular component: nucleolus. Gene Ontology annotation, biological process: ribosome biogenesis. Bases 1 to 3414 code for a protein of 1137 amino acids.